AAAAUAUGCUUUCUCUGAAUUGUUUUCUUGACAAGUCCAAACAACGAAAAAUAUAUAGGUAUUUUAAUGUAAUUCUCGAAAUAAAUAGUUCCUAAAGGUUUAACGUAACAGAAAACAGAAGCAUUUUUACAACUAUCAUUAACCAUUGAAUAUUAAUCAAAGCAUUCAACGAUUAAUCGAGCAACUUUAAAAAGGAAAAUCGAGAUGUCCUGUAUGAAAAGUAUCUUCACAUUUUCUCAUUUACUGUAUGAUCUUUUUGUCUUUUCUAUGAGGAUUACUUUCGCCAUGACUGUAGCUGCUUUUAAAACGAUUGUACCCUCUCGAUCAAAGAAUUUGCUAGGCGAAACGGUAUUGAUAACCGGUGCUGGUCAUGGAAUUGGCCGUGAAUUGGCUAUACAAUUAGCUUCUUUGGGUUGCAUAAUCGUUUGUUGGGACGUAGAUACCGAAGCAAAUCGGUCGACGAUGAGUCUGGUAUCGAAAAAUGGUGGAGAAGCUUACGGUUUCGUAGUCGACGUAUCGAAAAGAUUAGAAGUCCGAGAGGCAGCGAGGUUAAUGAGAAAAGUCGGCGUGCCAGAAGUGUCUAUCCUGAUUAACAACGCCGCUGUAUUAUAUCAUUGUCCUUUUUUGAAUCAAGACACGGAUAUCAUAGAAAAGACGUUCAACGUUAAUGUUUUAUCAAACUUUUGGACUAUAGAAACGUUUUUGCCCAGCAUGAUGCAAAAUGGAAAAGGACAUGUAGUUUGCGUGUGUAGCAUGUGUGGUAUAUAUGGUGUGUCCCAAAAAGUAGCCUACUGUUCUUCCAAAUUUGCUGUGAGAGGUUUGAUGGAGGCUCUUUAUGAGGAGCUGCGAUUGGACCACAAGUAUACCAACAUACGAUUUACAACCGUUUAUCCAUUUUAUGUGGAUACUGGGCUAGCCAGAGAUCCAAAAUAUAGAUUUCCUUAUAUAUUCGGUGUAGUAUCACCUGGAUAUGCAGCGGGAGAAAUAAUCAAAGCAGUUAGAAGAAAUUAUACCGAAUACUCUAUUCCUAGAUGUCUUCUUACUCUAAAUUCCAUUAACAGAUUGGUUCCUGAAAGUGCGAUGAGGUUGAUCCUUGAUUUCUUAGCGAAUGUAGAUCGUAAACGCCGAGAAAAACUUGCAGUCCGGGAAACUGUCGCUUCGUAAAACAUAAUAAUAUUCAUACAUACAUAAAUUUAUGUUUAUAGAAUGCGUCACAAGAUGAUGUCACGUAACGUGUAAUUUAAAAAUUACAUUGUAUUAUAUUCGAACUCGAUAACAAAACAAUUUUUUGUUAGCAAAUAUAUCAUUAGGUAUCUUACAGAAUAAUUACAAUAAUUAUUUUAAUUUUGUUUAUCUCAUAGUAAAAUAUUUUAAUAAAGAAUUAAAGAUAAUAGAUAAAUCAAUUCUAUGCUAUUAAACUUGGAGAUUGUAUAUUUAUUGAUGUUAGAAAUAAUUUGCAAUUUAAAUCAGUUACGUUACUUAGAAGAAAAGUUUCCCUAUAAAUAUUUAAGAUGUAGAAAACAAGCAAAACAAGUAAGUUCUUUAAUUUUUCGUACAUACAAAGUAGAUAUAAUCCUACUUUCUUCUUUCUUCUUCUAUAAGAGUUUUUCAAAAUAUUUAUGACCUUAAACUUUGAAUCAGCUAAUAGACCAUCGCACGUACUCUGUAUGUUGCAUCCUUUCACUUCCAUAAAAAGCUUAUAACACUAGAUAAAGAUAGUGUAAUAAUCGUGCGCUUAAGUAGGUAUGUAUCAUUUUGGUUGACAACGUAUCGCGACGACGAAAAUCGUUAUCGAACUGAAGAAUCUUGAUCAGCUUAAAUGACAAUUGAUAUGAUUAUGAUAUCAGGCCGAGAUAUGACGAUGAAAACACAAUUAUCUUCCUCGACGUAUCUGACCCUACAAUAAUGUGAAGUAUCGCAGAAUUCGUUAAGAAUCGGAAGAUUUUCUUUUAUUUACCUAUUGAAAGGAAAAAUUACUUCAUUUUCGCUGUAUUAAAACAAUUAAUAACAAUUUGCUUUAUAAAAUCCAAGCAUUGUAUUUGCAUGAUACGUUUCGUGAAAUUUAAGAGAACGAUUUCAAUCGCAUUCAAUAGGAAUCGAUGGGUUUUCCUCUUGACCUACCUGAACAAACGUUAUCGCAGGUUAAAAAGAUAUUUUCUAAAUAGAAGGUGAAGGUGACUUUGCUAUCUGUAAUGUACAGUGAAUUCCUACAAGGAGUCCCUUUUCAAGAGACUGGAUGAACUAUCUUAAUUGAUCGUACGUACAGUUGUUUUGGCGAAAUCUUAGAUUUCAUUGUGGGAGCAUAAACUCGCUGACUGUGAUCUGAUUUUCUCAGCAUGUCUCGCGAAACUAUAUGAUCAGCAAAGUCAUCUGAACAGAAAUUGAAAAUAUAUAUAUAUAUAUAUAUAUAGGAAAAAAAUAUAUAAAUAUAUAUAUAUAUAAAAUUGCCGUCUUUUUUUUUUUUGAUAAAACGGCAAUUUUAUAGCGUAGAUGUCUUGAAAAACUGCAUUUAUUUAAAUCAUUACCGAAAGGAAUGACACCAGUUGUAAAAAAUAAAAAAAACUAUAUGAACAUGAUGGCAAUAUCUUUUGUAAAUGUGAAUAACUUUUCAUUUUUCUGCAGACUGUUCUAUCAUUUUGUUCGACCGA
This is a messenger RNA of Bombus pyrosoma, 2648 nucleotides long. It is a transcript of the gene firl, whose product is annotated as short-chain dehydrogenase/reductase family 16C member 6-like. Gene Ontology annotation, cellular component: lipid droplet. Bases 205 to 1164 code for a protein of 319 amino acids. Lineage: Eukaryota; Metazoa; Arthropoda; Insecta; Hymenoptera; Apidae. Gene Ontology annotation, molecular function: oxidoreductase activity, acting on the CH-OH group of donors, NAD or NADP as acceptor. The transcript is spliced from 7 exons. The record is from RefSeq and is a predicted model, not a curated record.